AUGCCCAGAACGUAUCACAACGGAUCAAGGUCGUCAUUUCGAAUCUGGACUUUUCAAAACGUCUCCACCUCUACAUUUGAGAUUGACCGUCUACGGACCACCAGUUAUCACCCACAAGCCAAUUGUAUGGGUCGAACGUUUUCACCGUCAUCUAAAAGCGGCCCAUCAUCUGGUCACCCGGAAUCAAGCUGGCUCCAAGCCCUCCCUCUAGUUCUGCUUGGUAUCCGAAACGUAUACAGAGAAGAUUUAACAACGUCCUCUGCUGAACUAGUAUACGGAGAACCCUUACGUCUACCUGGAUCACUCCUUGCCAGCCCUCCGGGGUUGGGACGCAGUGAAGACAUCUCUAACCUUGUUGUCAGGCUGCAACGUCAAACAUCUCGCCUUCAACCUGUCUCUGGCUCAGCUCACAGCAAACCUCAGACAUUUGUCUUCCAGGAAUUAUCAACAUGCACUCAUGUUUUCUUACGUGACGAUACCGUGCGUCGAGCCCUGCAACCUCCCUACAGCGGACCUCACAAAGUGCUCAGCCGUGACGACAAAACUAUGGACCAUUCCAGAUCGCAGAUAGAAGCUCUAAAGUAA
Homalodisca vitripennis (glassy-winged sharpshooter) is the source of this 585-nucleotide messenger RNA. RefSeq lists its product as uncharacterized. Bases 1 to 585 code for a protein of 194 amino acids. The record is from RefSeq and is a predicted model, not a curated record. The transcript has a single exon. NCBI's taxonomy places the organism in Eukaryota, Metazoa, Arthropoda, Insecta, Hemiptera, Cicadellidae.